This is a messenger RNA of Ilex paraguariensis (yerba mate), 2907 nucleotides long. The record is from the annotation of a GenBank genome assembly. NCBI's taxonomy places the organism in Eukaryota, Viridiplantae, Streptophyta, Magnoliopsida, Aquifoliales, Aquifoliaceae.
AUGGAAGCUCAGCUAAAGCUUGUUCUUUUUUUCUUGGCCGUAAACUCGGUCUUGUCUCAGCAAGUGCGACUGAGUUCUGAAUCGGAAUGGUCGGCGUUACUGGACCUCCGGUCGUCGUUAGGUAUUAGAGCCAAAGACUGGCCCAAAAAGUCUGAUCCUUGCUCGAACUGGACCGGAAUAGAGUGCCGGAACGGCAGGGUUAUCGGGAUGAACUUAUCGGGAUUAAGGAGAACUCGACUUGGCCGUCUCAACCCACAGUUCUCAGUUGAUUCUCUGGCCAAUUUGACUCUGUUAGCGUCGUUUAAUUCAUCUGGGUUUUUGCUUCCUGGGUCUAUACCCAACUGGUUCGGCCAAUCCCUAAUGGCACUCCAAGUGCUUGAUCUUAGGUCUUGUUCAAUUGUUGGUCCUAUUCCAUCUUCAUUUGGAACUAUGGGUAGACUUAAUUCUCUGUAUUUAUCAAAUAAUUCGCUUACUGGGACUAUUCCUUCUACUUUGGGGAAUUUUUCUUCAGUAGCUGUUGUUGAUCUUUCGCAAAAUUUAUUGACAGGAUCAAUUCCAAAUACUUUUUCAGAUCUUAAUAAUCUUACUACUCUUGAUCUAUCUUCGAAUUUCCUAUCCGGGCCAAUUCCUUCUGGUUUUGGUUCACUUAGGAGUCUUCAGUUCUUGAAUUUGUACAAUAAUAGUCUAGAUGCUUCUAUUCCUGUCCAGCUGGGUAAUCUUUCUCAGCUGAUUGAACUAAAUUUGGGAUCCAAUUCUUUGUCUGGGUCAUUACCAGGGAACUUAGGAGGGAUGAGAAGUUUGCAGAAACUGUUGAUCGGAAAUAAUGAUCUAGAGGGUCCAUUGCCGGAAGCUUUGUGGAAAAUGCAACAAUUGCGGUUUCUUGAUGUGUCUGACAACAACUUCACUGGUGUUUUUCGGAACCUUACUGCUGCUUUUAAUGCCAGCGGUGAAGUGUUCAACUUCUCAAACAAUCAGUUCUAUGGAAGUUUGGUUUCUGUAGUAGGCAAAUUUGGUUCAAUAUAUCUGUCUGGUAAUUAUUUUCAAGGUGUAGCUCCUAAUGAUAUUGGAAUAAACAUUACCGUUGCUAUAAAUUGCUUUCAGAGUGUGCCUAACCAGAGGAGUUUCGAGGAGUGUAGGAGGUUUUAUGCUGACAGGGGUCUAAGUUUUCGUGAUGAAAGUGCCCCAGAUGCAAUGCAACCUCCGUUGCCAGAACCUUCAAAGAGCAAAAAGAGAUUGACAUAUGUACUGGUGGGAAUUUUUGGUGGACUGGGCUUCAUUGUGAUAUUGGUAUUGGUGUUGGCACUGCUCUUGAAAACAUGUCAAAACAGAAAUGCAAAUCAAAGAGGGAGUGCAAAUUUGGGGCCUGUUCCACAAGGAGUCAGCACAACACCUCCCAAGGAUUCUAUUAGUUUAUCAGGUCUGGGAGAAUCAUUUACAUUUAUACAAAUGCUCGCAGCAACUGAUGAAUUUAGUGAUACAAACCUCAUCAAACAUGGUCACUCUGGAGACCUCUUCCGGGGAACAUUGGAAGGUGGUUUACCUGUAGUUAUCAAGAAAGUUGAUUUGCGUUCCUUCAGAAAAGAAUCUUACAUAUUGGAGCUGGACGUGUUCAGCAAGGCUACACAUACAAGGUUAGUCCCACUCUUGGGACACUGCUUGGAGCAGGAGGAUGAGAAGCUAUUGGUUUAUAAAUACAUGCCGAACGGAGAUUUGUCUAGUUCCCUGUACAGGUUUACCAAUUUGGAAGAUGACAGUCCACACUCUCUGGAUUGGAUUACAAGAUUGAAAAUUGCGAUAGGAGCUGCAGAAGGUUUAUGUUACCUGCACCAUGAUUGUAACCCUCCCCUUGUUCACAGAGAUAUUCAAGCAAGCAGCAUCCUUCUUGAUGAUAAAUAUGAAGUAAGACUUGGAAGCUUGAGUGAGAUCCGUGCUCACGGAGUCGAUAAUCAUCAGAAUGUGGUUUCAGGGUUGCUGCGAAGGCUACAGACCACUAAACAGGGCUGGUCUGGUUCUGGACCAUCAUCCAAUAUAUGUGCUUACGACGUAUACUGUUUUGGAAAGGUCUUACUUGAGCUUGUAACGGGUAAGCUUGGCAUCAGCACGUCAGAUGAUGCAUCUACAAAGGAGUGGUUGGAACACAAUCUACCUUUCAUCAGUAUAAAUGAGAAAGAACUGGUGUCUAAGAUUGUCGACCAAUCUAUGAUCUUGGAUGAGGACCUAAUGGAAGAGGUGUGGGCUGUGGCAAUAGUGGCUAAGUCAUGCCUUAAUCCCAAGCCUUCUAGACGCCCUCUGAUGAGACAUGUCCUUAGAGCACUGGAAAACCCUUUCAAAGUGGUGAGACAAGAAAAUCUCAGCUCUGCAAGGCUAAGAACAACUUCAUCAACUAGGUCUUGGAGUGCUGCUUUUUUUGGUAGUUGGCGUCACAGCUCUUCAGGCGAAACCAAUAAAGAGGGUACCAGCGGCCUAAAGCAGUCGGGAAGAACAGGCUCUCAUAGUAGUGGAGCAAUUACACAAUCAUCUUCACAUAAAAGAUCAUCCAGUGAGAUUUUCCCUGAGCCAGUUGAAGUGCACGACAUAGAAACAGGAUGAAUGGUAGCAAAAGUUGGGCAUAAUAUUGUGACCCACCUUUCUAUAAAUUCUAUUGCUUGGUGAAUAGCAUUUCUGAAUCUACAAUUCUUUUUCAUCUAUUCUAAGAAUUUAUAGGUCAGGGUGGAGCCUAUGUUGUUAGGUCCUAUUGAAAAAUGGUUCGUGUCGGUGGUUCAGGGCGUGGAGCUGCUGAUAUUGUGAGGUUUUUAUUGGUUCCAAGAGCUUGUUUAUUUUUUUGAAUACAAGCUGCAAGAUUCAUCUGUAAUUUGCACUUUUCAUAGAUAUAAAGUGCCUAAAUGGAUUGAAAAUUGUAAAUAUUAG